AGGAGGACUUCUCAGAGAACCAGGACAGAGCUUGGCUUGUCAAAAGGAGAACUUCGCACCAGCUGACCGGCACUUGUGCUUCCUUCUAGACUUGGAUAGAUAGACAGACUAAAAGCUAAAGUUCAAAAACGACUCUAAACUAGGGCUAAGAUGACUCAAAGAAAUGUAAGCAUUGUGGUUUUGGGGGUAGCUCUGCUCCUGUUAGCAUACACUCAGGCCCAGAGUCCCAGGAAGAAACUGACACCUCCCAAGCCUCCCAAAGCUCAGUGCUGCGAGGAUGUGCGCUCGCUCAAAGUCCAGGUGGCCAAUCUCACCAGCAUCCUGGAAGAGCUGAGCCGCAAGCAGGAGACAGACCUGAUGAACGUGGUGAGACAAAUAAUGGAGCUGGACCAGCAGAACCGGCAGCAGGAAGCCCGGGUCACGGAGGCGGAGAGCCGGUACUCGGAGAUCAACAACCGCGUGGAGAUCAUGCAGCUGCAGACUCUGCAGUCCGUCACCCAGACCUCCUCAGAUGCCAUAUAUGACUGUGCAUCACUCUUCAGCAAGAACUACAAGAUCUCUGGGGAGUACAGGCUGCGUAGAGACGAGUUCCUGGGCACGCCGGAGCUCAGCGUCUUCUGUGACAUGGAGACCAACGGGGGAGGCUGGACGCUGAUCCAGCGGCGCCACAUCGGACUCUUGUCCUUCAACCGAGACUGGAAGCAGUACAAAAAUGGGUUUGGAUCCGUUCGAGGAGACUUCUGGCUCGGCAAUGACCACAUCGUGCGGCUGACGAGGCAGCCCACGGUGCUCAGGAUCGAGAUGCAGGACUGGGAGGGGCAGAAGCGCUAUGCUGAGUACGGCCUCUUCAACAUAGCCAAUGAGAUCAACAGCUACAAGCUCUUCAUUGCCAACUACAGUGGAAAUGCUGGAGACUCCUUGCGCUACCACAACAACACCAACUUCAGCACCCUCAACAGGGACAACGACAAAUGUGUGGAUGACUGUGCAGCCCUGCGCAAAGGUGGUUACUGGUACAACUGCUGCACCGACUCCAACCUGAACGGUAUGUUUUACCGCUACGGCGAGCACACGAAGACAACAGAUGGGAUCACUUGGUACGCCUGGCACGGCCCCAACUACUCCCUGAAGAAAGUGGAGAUGAAGAUCCGGCCGGUCAGCUUCCAUCCAUAGAGCCGAGCAUUCUGGUUCACCAAACUCCUGAGCAGAGAAGUCUCCCUCAUGCCUGAUCGCCUUCGCCGCCAUGGGGCGAACUGUGACAGGCGGGUUAAACAUUGUCAGAUGAAUGUGUGUAAAUUGUAGUUCAUUUUGUGUAUUUAUCAGUAAAGUAUUCUAUUUUUUGAGCUUUAACAGAUGAUUUUUUUCAUUAAAGAUGUCCUUCAUGGACUACUGGAUUUAGAGUCUUCCUUUAAAGUAGAUUUAGGUUUCAUUUUUAGAGCUUAACAGAGUUGAAGUCAGUCCAACCAGCUGGCCACAAAAGAUAAAAACGGAGAGAAAAAAACUCAAAGUUGUUGGGAAACAGUCAAACACAAAGGCGUUUAACAUUAUUACAAAUAAAUAGUUUUUUGAAGUGAAAGACAAUAACAUUUAUUAUGAAAAUGUGGAGUUUGUAAAAUGUGUACAGCUCUUUCAAUGUGC
Oryzias melastigma (Indian medaka) is the source of this 1638-nucleotide messenger RNA. RefSeq names its product angiopoietin-like 7 (gene angptl7). Lineage: Eukaryota; Metazoa; Chordata; Actinopteri; Beloniformes; Adrianichthyidae. The transcript has 5 exons. The coding region runs from base 151 to 1173 and encodes 340 amino acids. The record is from RefSeq and is a predicted model, not a curated record.